AUGGCUUCCAGAGAAGAUAUUGCUGAGGAUGUCACUGAACUUAUUGGUAAUACUCCUAUGGUCUACUUAAGAAAAGUAGGACGAGGUCUGCACGGAACAAUCGCUGCGAAAGCUGAGUACAUGAAUCCUGGCUGUUCGGUGAAAGAUCGAAUUGGACUGUCCAUGAUUCAGUGCGCUGAGGAUGCUGGCAAGAUUCGUCCUGGUCUUACUACUCUCAUAGAGCCGACUUCGGGAAAUACUGGUAUCGCAUUAGGAAUGGUUGCUGCCGCUAGGAACUAUCGACUCAUCAUUACCAUGCCGGCAAGCAUGAGUAUUGAAAGGCGUACACUAUUGAAAGCUUAUGGAGCAGAACUUGUACUCACGGAUCCAGCUCUUGGAAUGAAAGGAGCUAUCCAACGUGCUAACGAGCUACAUCGAAAUAUCCCCAAUAGCUUCAUUCUUGCACAGUUCGACAAUCCAUCCAAUCCCCAAAUACAUUAUCUGACGACAGGCGCUGAAAUUUGGAGGCAAACAGAGGGACAGGUGGAUGCAUGCGUUUUUGGUAUUGGAACCGGAGGAACCAUUACAGGAGUUGGCCAAUUUCUCAAAGAGCAGAAUCCCAAUGUAAAGAUGUAUGCAGUGGAACCAAUGGAGAGUGCAGUGCUUAGUGGGCGUAAACCAGGCCCUCAUCGUAUCCAAGGUUUGUCUCUGCUGAUAGUUUUCUAUUAUACCUUCUUGAAGCUCUGUUACAACAGUAAUGUUGGUAUUUCACUCUGA
This is a messenger RNA of Cooperia oncophora, 756 nucleotides long. The record is from the annotation of a GenBank genome assembly. NCBI's taxonomy places the organism in Eukaryota, Metazoa, Nematoda, Chromadorea, Rhabditida, Trichostrongylidae.